Volvox carteri f. nagariensis is the source of this 1464-nucleotide messenger RNA. RefSeq lists its product as uncharacterized. Gene Ontology annotation, biological process: protein O-linked glycosylation via mannose. The transcript is spliced from 7 exons. The record is from RefSeq and is a predicted model, not a curated record. The coding region runs from base 1 to 1464 and encodes 487 amino acids. Gene Ontology annotation, molecular function: xylosyltransferase activity; glucuronosyltransferase activity. NCBI's taxonomy places the organism in Eukaryota, Viridiplantae, Chlorophyta, Chlorophyceae, Chlamydomonadales, Volvocaceae.
AUGCCUUUCGCACGCUCUGCUACGCGGGCAUCUGUCUUUGUAACGCUGCUGAACUUGUUCGCUGCGGCCGCGUUUGCAGCCUGGCAAAUCCCGCCAAAGGAUGAACCCAAGGAGGUCAUGGCAGAUGCCCUGAUGUCCUGCUACAACGCCAUGUUUAGCCCGGAGCCCAUCGACAUGAAGACUUACUUGGCAGACAGCCCAAGUCGAAGUUUACGAUUACACAAGGUCUGGUGGAGUCAUCGCGAGCCCCGGCUGCCCGUCACCUUGUUUACCCACUCCGAUUUGGGUCGCCUUAAAUCCGUGGAGGCUCAGUGCCGCGGUUUCCCGGGUGGCGCAAUCUCCGUGGCAGUGUGGAUUCCCCUUAUCGCCCCGAACACGACCUCCAAGGCCGCGUCCUCCUCGUCACCUGAGCAGCAACAACGGCAAUCGUCGCUUCCCGACCUGGACGCUAGCCAGCUUAACGCUUUGCGAAACGCCACGGAGCAGGUCGACGGCCUCUUCCGCAGCCUGGACCAACAACUUUCGCCGCAAUCGCCUGCUGCACAGUCCAGCUCGGCAAACGACGACACCAGUACCAGUACCAGCACCAGUACCAGCACCAGCACCAGCAGCAACUGCGUACUGCGGGUGAUGCUGCUGUACGAGCUGGUGGCGGAUGACAUCAUGGCGGCGCUGAUGCCACUCAACAUCUUGCGCAAUACGGCCGUGCUCGCCGCCACCACACCACUGGUCGCGAUGGUGGAUGCCGACAUGGCCCUCAACCGGGGCUUGGCCGCGGAGGUGCUCGUCAACGAGGCCAGAGUGGCCGAGCUCAAGCGGAAGGCUACGGAGGAACGCACGGUGUGGGUCGUCCCCAUCUUCGACACCAGCGACAAGCUGCCCUUCCGGGACCGCCAAGCAGCAGUAGACGCCGCGGUCGCAGGGGGGCCCGACGCCAAGGCUCAGCUGUUGGAGAUGUGGCGCAACAGAUCAAAUAUCUAUCCGUACGGCAUCCAUGGCUUCACUGCUGGCCAUGGCCCCACCGACUACGAGCAGUGGAAGCAGUCGAACACCGACUACAGCAUCACCUAUAGGGAGGGCUACGAGCCCUUCUUCAUCGGCGAUAGGCAACGCCCCACCCUAAACCCCUUCCUCCUCAAUUGUUCUGCGUACACGCGUACACUGGCGUUUGUGUUUCCCAGCCGAACCGACAGCUUGUUCCCGUGUCGUAUGCAGCAUUACGAGCUUGUCCAGCUGGCGAACGGUACCUCCAUUCGCGCCCGAGCCGCCAACUACGAGCACAGCAAAUCCACGUUCGCAGCCGCAUGUGCGGAGAUGAAGGACGGCACCUACCAAGUGGUGAUGAACGCAGCGGCGGAGCACUGUCGCGCCGUGCUGCCAUGGUGGCGGCCCAAGGUGGCAAACCGACCGACAGCAGCAGCAGGCAGAACUAGUACGCUGCGGACGAGAUGGCGGCAUCGAUAG